CACCGUAGCUUUCUACCUUUGCUUGUCGCCGACACUGUGCAACCCUGUUUUAGUAUUAUUGUAGCUGUUCGUUCUUUCUUUGUUCCCUUUCUACCUUUCCUCGAAGCAGGUGCAUGGCUGACCGAGCUUCGGACAUGCACCGCCAUCCCCACGUGGGCAGCCGGCCGCCCCCACCCGAGCAGCAGCGGCCGCUUCCGCGUGAGCAGGGAGGCAAUGCGGCGCAGCCCGAGGGGCAGCGGAGUGACCCGCGGAUGAGGAUGGAGCGGUCUGCUCCCCGGAAGCACCCCAGCUACCGCGGCAUCCGGUACCGGAGCGGGAAGUGGGUGUCGGAGAUCCGCGAGCCGCGCAAGGCCAGCCGCAUCUGGCUGGGCACGUACCCCACCGCCGAGAUGGCUGCCGUGGCCUACGACGUGGCCGCUUACGCGCUCCGGGGCCGGGACGCCGUGCUGAACUUCCCCGACGAGAUCGCAUCUCGUCCCGUGCCGGCCUCGGCCUCCCCCGCCCAUAUCCGCAUGGCAGCGGCCGAGGCAGCCGCUUCGCUGAUGCCGAGGACGGGAGCGGGUGACAGCAGUACGGCCGCUUCGCAUCAUCAUCAUCAUCAGCAGCAGCAGCAGGUCGGAAGCCACAGCGGGUCAUCUCCUGGCUCGGAGGAGCAAUAUGUAGAUGAGGAGGAGAUAUUCGACAUGCCCCAGUUGUUGGUGAACAUGGCGGAAGGGAUGCUGAUGAGCCCACCAAGGCUGAGCCCGCAUGGCUCCGAGGACUCGCCGGAGGCCUCGGAGGGGGAGAGCUUGUGGAGUUAUCCUUAGAGAUAUGGUGCAGGAUC
Messenger RNA from Musa acuminata AAA Group (dessert banana), 823 nucleotides. RefSeq names its product ethylene-responsive transcription factor ERF027-like. The transcript has a single exon. The coding region runs from base 114 to 806 and encodes 230 amino acids. The record is from RefSeq and is a predicted model, not a curated record. Lineage: Eukaryota; Viridiplantae; Streptophyta; Magnoliopsida; Zingiberales; Musaceae. Gene Ontology annotation, biological process: regulation of DNA-templated transcription. Gene Ontology annotation, molecular function: DNA-binding transcription factor activity; DNA binding.